Molecule: messenger RNA, 1756 nt
Organism: Pocillopora meandrina
Lineage: Eukaryota; Metazoa; Cnidaria; Anthozoa; Scleractinia; Pocilloporidae
Source: the annotation of a GenBank genome assembly
AUGAGAACCCAAACCGUUGUUGGAGUGCUAUGUACAGUUGUUUUCUUCCAUUUGGUAUCCAGGAUGGCACAUGCUAACGCCAUCGGUAAGUGCAAGUCGCAAGUAUCAGCCUUCCAAAAAGCCCUUCAAGGACACACAUAUGACACAUUCAAAGUCAAUAGCCCUGAUGUUUGCGUUAAGAGAUGUGAUAAAGAAGAAAAGUGUCAGAGCAUCAACUUUGUUAUCGAUGAAAGUAUCUGUGAACUGAAUAAGGAAAGCAAGGAGGCAAGACCAGACAAUUAUGUUACAGACCCAAGACGGAUUUACAUGACCGUAAAAUUUGAUAAAGGUGGGUGCUUUAAAAGUAUCGUGAUCUUAAAUAGUUGGUCUUUUGAUUGUAUGUAUACGUGUAUGUAUGUUUGUAUAUGUAUGUGAAUUUUUUAUUUGGAGAGGGUUAUGAAUAUUGAGAUCUCGGAAGUGUAACUGCCAAAUUUUUUCCUUUGUACGGCAGAUACCUGGCCAUCCGGGACGUAUGGACUUCCUCGUUCCAAGACUGGCUGUCCCCAGUCCCCUCAUGCUUCUGAGUGGCAAAUAGGCUGGAGGUUACAAGACACGGAAGACACUUACCCCGACAGUCGCCACUCGAAUAGUUUUCAUAUAGAUGCAGUUGUUUUGAAAAGUCAUGUGAACAGAAGUUUCUGCAUAAAACACGUGGACAAAGUCAGUACUGAAGCGAAACCAUGGCCUAAGGGUAAUGAUUUUUUAGGCAUUUUCAAUUUUUUCAACUUUCUCUCCUUUCGUAGUUGAACAAGACACUUUCACAUCAACACGACGCCUUUUUCGUUAUACCGUUAUUUUUUACAAUUUAAAGCUAUUUGAGAUUUCCCGAUGUUCCCGUUGCGCUAUGUUAGUGACCGAUCUUGGUAGAACUCCUCUCAAGGCUUGGUAAUUAUUAAUAGAAUUCACUGGAGUCAUGUAAGUUUCAAUUAUGGAUGUAACGACCUUUUGCUUUAUCUUAAACUUAGUCCGCUUUCCCGGGCAAAAACUAGUGCCAAACUUUUAAAAUGAUUUCACCCCAAAAACAAAAACAACCCUCUGUUUCUUUUACUAUUUGGUUUGGUCCCAGGAGAUUUCAGAUCCCCGCUGUAUAAACUUACUUACGCUUGUUCGUUGGUUGCGCAGUAUAGGCCACCAACGGAAUCUUUCUAUCUCUUCCAAUUUUUCACCUCUCGAGCCAUUUUUGUUUUUUCUUGCCACCCGAGCAGUGAUUUCUAAAACUCUUAGCUAUAAUUUUGCUUUUAAACUGUCUUCGUGUUACUUAAUAGGAUACUAAACAGGAUUAUAAAUAUAAAAGAAACAUAUCGGAUCGUGAGUUGUCCGUUCUCAUGAUAAAUAAAAUGUAAAAAAUUAAAUAAGAAUUGUUUUUCCAGGCCAAUAUUGUAUUUACAAGAAAGGCGUUUGUCCAGUAGGACUCAGCGAAGGAUUUAUAAAGUGGGAUGACGAAGACACGAAUAACAAGAACAAUAAUGGCGGAACACUUCCCGAUGGUAUAUAUGACAAAGAUACAAGGAUCUCUUUUUGUUGUCGGACGAAUGGUAACAAAUCCGAUCCCAUCACCCUCCCCGUGGAAAAACCUUUUUACUUGCUGGCUUACGGUUCGUCUGAGUGUCAGAAAGUAGAGAGGGCCCUGGGUACUGAGGAGUAUAUACAAUAUGACAACGAGGACUCAAAAAACUCAGAUGAAUGGGAAGGGAGUCAUCCUUUUAUGAAGUAUUGA